Molecule: messenger RNA, 1380 nt
Organism: Xylaria bambusicola
Lineage: Eukaryota; Fungi; Ascomycota; Sordariomycetes; Xylariales; Xylariaceae
Exons: 2
Coding region: 99-959 (286 amino acids)
Source: RefSeq, a predicted model, not a curated record
AAGAGUGGACUUGAUACACCCAACAGCCGGAACUUCUUAGUGGUUGCCAGUGCUACCGUCAGUGUCACGGACCGGCGACGUGGCCAAUUUAUAAAGCCAUGAAGGAAGAACGAGUUCCAAUAAACUCCUGUUUCGAGUUCCUCGAAUACCGAUCUCAGAAGAAUACUUCACCUUCGACAGAUUGUGACCUGCAAGUCACACACAAUGCUUUCUGGAGCUACUGUGGCCCAAUACUGAAGGAGAGCACAGAUUUGCCGCCAAAUUUCCAGGAAUGGACACGUGCAGCGCUGUCAGGCUCCUUGCUUCCGCGACUGAUGCCGUUUUUGCGGUUUGUCAACGAAGUCUUGAGGGACCAUAAACUUGACCAUUACUGGCUGACGAUUCGCGCCACAAAAGCGACAAGUGAAUUCGACCAGCCGCGAUGGCACACAGACGAUAUGUUCUUUAGCGCUCGUGGAGGAGGCCUUAGAGCGGUACCACGCGAGGAUGACGGCAAGAAGACCUUGGACUUGCAGACAGACUGGAAGCUUUGUACCACUUUGCUGGGACCUUCGACGAUGUUUAUUCCAGCUGAACACCAAGCUAAGGCGCGUAAGACGCAGCGAUCUACGAGGAAAGCCUUAGCGACAGAUCAUGAUUGUGCUUCAAUCCGCUGUAUAGCUUGCGCUGCUACAUCUGAUGCCGUCAGAGAGCAGCUUUCUAUCGACCUCAGGAAUAUGGGUGUCAUGCAGGCUGCAUCAGGCGAAUGCGCAUUUUUUCGCAUUGGACAAGAAAAUGGUGCCGUUCACUCGGAGCCUUGUAUGAACGGUGGUGAUCGAAUAUUCGUCAACGUUGUACCUGGAAAGAAAGACGAGCUGAAGAAUUUGACGAGCAAAUGGGGGAUGAAUUCUUUCCCACGGUCAUGGUGGAUAUCACCGAGUGUGCCCAGAAGUCAGGAAGCCAGUCUAUGGAAAUACUGAUUGUGUUCUAUGUGCAACUAUUGACUUGACGCCUUUGAUUCCACGAAGAUCGGAGAAAUCUAAUGUGUCUCCUAUCCACGACCACUGCUAUGCUCGUCAGAAUCGUCGCAGUUCGCCCCUCGGCUCAUAUCUUCUUGUUACGCCCGGCGUGCUGCCUCUGUAAUCUAUCAUAGGUAGGUUGCUACGUCUUAGUGCAUAAAUCUAGGCGUCAUGGAACAUGGGAAGUUCACAUUCCUCUUGCAUUGAACAUGCCUAGCCACUCAGCUAAGGACAAGAGCUCUGUCCAUGAUUGGCCAAUCAAGGCCGCAGAACACUUCGCGUCGGCACAGCGGUACCGACUCCUUCUCAACUAAAUCUGACACGUCGUCACGACUUGUUACGGGGUGACACGUCUUGGCAGAAUGGUGGCUGCAUUGCGAAG